AUGGGCGGCAAAGUCGAGCCAUCGAAGAGUAAGAGAGCAAAAUUUGGACUACUAAGUACCUCGCGCAUCCAGAAGAUCAACAAAACUUUCACUCUCCAGGAACGUCAAGAUGCGGUAGAACAUCUGCUGCAAACCAAGCGAUCGGUUGGUCUCAUUCAAGCAAUCAUCGACUUUCAAGACCAUCCAGUGCUCGACAUCGAUAUUUGCAAUACAGCACCGACGAAAGUCCUGGGUUUCAAACGGUCCGACCCCGAUGGCAACGUUAAGCCAAGUAUGUGGCUCCAAUUGGCCACCGAGAAAGAUCUUGAGGAUCAUGUACAACUCCUGGCUAGCCGAGAACCUGACCAGUGUACUCUCGAUGAUGCUUUGGCAAUUGCUAUUAGCAAAGGCUCUAAAGCUAUGGUCACAAGGCUACUUCGAUACGGUGCCGAUAUCAAUACUUGUCGCCAAGAGUUCAUGAACAGAUCAAUCAACGGAGAUAUGCAAUGGACGGAAUUGCUUCUGAGCUCGCCUCACCACCCGGUGGAUCAGCUGGAAAGAGAUGAUGCGUUGGCCGCAUCUGUCCAGAGCAGAGACUUGGAAAUGGCCCAUCUUUUACUCACAUUCGGGGCUGAUGUCAAUCAUUCACGUGGCCUUCCUAUCAAGCGCGCUAUCCAGCAGUCAGACCUUCGAAUGACCAUCCUCUUGAUCUCUACCCCCUCAAUAUCAGACGCGACCUUGCGCAGAGCCAUCAAGGACGCUUGCACUGAUUCAGUCUACAAAGAUUCAAUCAGGCUUGGCAUGGUGAAUAUCCUUCUCUUAGCUGGUGUCGACAUUCCACGGUCAUCUCUGGGAAGUCUUCUCAGAAUUGCGAUGAGUGCCAACGACACAUCUCUCGUUGCACUUCUCAUCAGGUACAAUCAAAUCUCCGCGAUCGAUGCAACAACAGCUAUGGAGAAACUAUCCACUACCCUGCCGGAAGAAGAUGUGCUCCACAUGUCUGAAUUGUUACUCAAAGCUGGAGCUCAGGCCAUAGCCUUGGGCUCUUUACUCUACUGGGCUGUAAAGAAAGACUAUGAUCGAAUGAUUGCACUCCUGUGUGAAUAUGGAGUAUCUAUUGACUUCGAAAACGCUAUUUCCAUUCGAUUUGCGCUUAAACGGCACGAUACAAAGUUACUUAAAGUCUUACUAAGCGUCGAAAGUGCAGCAUUUCGCGGCAGUACAUCCACGAAUACAGUUCUCGCAACCGUACUCCCACAGGCUCUUGGAUUGAGCAGCAAGAACAAAAGACGUCAAGCAGUACAGCUUUUGCUCCAAAAAGGCGUAAAGGGCCCCUUUGUCGACCAGGCUCUGCUUGAUGUGGUCACAAAUCCAUCAAUCUGUGAUUUCAGCAUUGUCAGCAUGUUACUCGAAGGGGCAGCAUCUGUGAACUAUUACAAGGGCGGCGAAAACUGUCUGCUCAGCGCGGCACAGGAUGGCAGCUUAACGAUGGUCAAUCUACUCGCCGCGCCAGAGCGUGGUGCGAUGCCCCAACUACUAUCCUAUACGAUACAGCAUUUGUACCACUCCCGGGCAAAGUCGGUCCACAGCGAUCUCGUCAAGACUAUGGAGGUCCUUCUGCAGCGUGGAGCAGACUGCAGUGACGACACAGUCGCUCAAACUCUGGUCUCUGCAAUUCGCGCUGCCGACGAUGAUAAGAAUGCAACGAUUGUCAGGCUAUUACUGCAGUAUGGCACCGAAGUCAACUACAACAACGGUCAACCCAUUCAGGAAGCCAUCAGAUUGACGAAUGAUGAAAUUCUUACAUCGAUCUGCACCACAGACAGAAUCAACGAGAGCUCAUUCGGCCACGCUAUUCAACCUGCUAUUAAAACUUCAAGGAUCGAUCAGUCCAAACUGAUUAUCCUAUUGCAUCACUGCAAAGCCUUUACCAAUGUCACUGGUGAUGCAUUGAUAGCAGAACUCACCGAAGGCCCUUCUGGUGGUCAGGAUGAAAUAGUACGGAUUCUUUUGGAGAAUGGGGCGGACGUGAAUCGCAACGAGGGCAUGGCCUUCUCGAAAGCGAUUGAGAUCGUAUCACGGUCCAAGUCACUGGGCUAUCUGCGAUUGUUGCUAGCACAGAGCCCUCUUGAGACGGCAUUGCGCACAGCUUUCACUUCAGCAAGGAAACUGAACUGUCCUUUGAGUCAUCGGCAUGAACUCUUCCGGCUUAUUCUUGAAGCGGGGUUCAACGGGAAAGACAUAAACAACGCGCUUGCCGAAACGAUAAACUCGAACCAAGACGAUCUGACCAUCCCACGCCUUCUCCUCCACUACAAAGCUGACGUCAAUCAUGAGCAAGGCUCAAUACUGAUCUCGGCGACAGAUCUUGGUAACAUACAAAUGGUAGCCGUGCUACUUGCAUAUGGACCAGUCGCUUCGACGGUCGACAGAUCUUUCAAAGUCGCCUGCCACGCGCAAACUCAAGAAACCCACAGGAUCAAAUUAUUCCAAUGUCUACUUACCACGAAUCUCGUUUCUAGGGAAACCAUCACCUACGCUUUGACUCACGCAGUUACCAAGGGUAAUAAAGAUAAAAUUCUCCUCGCAAUGUUAUGCCGUCACAAGCCAAGAGUCGAGGUACCGACGCUCUUAUCGUUGAUACGAGACAAUGAUGUUUCUACAACUCAGUUCUUACUCAAAGCACGGCCACCGACACGGGAAACAUGCUCGCAUGCGUUCACAGCCUGCCUCGAUCUUGAAAGGGAUCUGCGACUUGCCUUUGCUCAGCUUUUCAUCGGCAACGGUCUCGACAGAGCAGUAUGGGCGGCAGCGGCACAAAAGGCAAUCGAGAACCAGGAUUCACAUUUUCUUGAUCUUCUACUGCUUCACAGCUCUAACAGGCAUGCAGAAAUCGAUGCGGCGCUAGUUCUCGCCGCGAACACAUUCAACACGUCCAUAUUACGGGCUCUGCUCUUGAAAGGACCAGAUUACAGCGCUCGAGAUCAAGCGUUCGAAAAUAUGUUAACCUCACAGAAGAUGCAAAGCACAACCGAAUCUAAGUCUGCGGCAAUCGCUUUACUUGAGUAUGGCAUCAGUCAAUCUCUUAGAGAUCGCGCGCUUCUACAGAGCUUUGAGAGUUAUCGACAUAAUGGAUCCGACUUUUACCAGGUGCUGCUUGAGCAUGACGCAGAUGUGACCAUCCAGACUUGCAUUUGUUUCACUCUUGCUGGCCAAUUCGAGGACCUGGAUAUCUUCUGCUCGCUGCUCCAGCCCAAGACAGACUUCGAUCUCGUGAUCAAGUCGCUUAUUGGUCAAUUCCCGCAGGAACGUUAUGAGCGACUCGUUGAACUCAUUUACACCACCGUGACGUUGCCGUUCUACAACAGCAAACGCCGAGAUGUGAGCGUCAUUUUCGAUGCUAUGCAUCGUUUCGGCCAGGGAGUUGGCUUGGUACGAUUGCUAUUAGAAUAUGGCUACCCCGCUGGGCAAACGUUGCGUAGUGGUGAGAGGGAUAGUGGGAACUCCGAGCCUGUCACCCCCGUGAUUUGGGCGCUUGGACAACCAGAAGAAGGUGUCAGUGACGACGUUAUUCUGACACUGUUGAAAGCAGGACAAUCAGCAAACCCAGGAUUCACAACUAAGGAUUCAGGUGCUUCAGCCAUCACCCUAGCGGCACAGCGUGGCCGACAUGCGAUUCUCAGACGAUUGAUUGAGCUCAAUGUCGACGUUUCCGCCGUGGAUCGAUCUGGGCUAUCACCUCUCUUCCACGCUACAGUAAAUACCGACGAAAUUUCGGUCUCCAUGCUACUCGAGAAUGGAACACAACCCAACGACGGGAGCUUACAUGAGGCAGCACGUCUUUGCCAGAAGGGCAUGCUUAAAUGGCUACUGGAAAAGGGCCAUGAUCCAGAUUAUGCCUGUGAUCUUCACGAAGGAAGAACAGCUUUGGGUGAGUUAUGCUCAGAGGCUACCGUGAAAAAUGGGGAAGAAUCUUCUGCGACAUACGAGACUAUAAAGUUGCUCAUCAAUGCUCCGGCAGACUUGAGCUUCAGGACCAAAGGGAAGACGGUUUUACAUCUGGCCCUGGAGAAUGAGCAUCCAAUCGACAUCACCAGAGCAUUGUUACGUUUUCCUGAAAUAUACAAGGACCUGCGUACUGACUCGGAAGUAUUCGUAUACGAAAAUGACCAUGGGAGGUUCAUGUCCCCAGAUCUCUACGCGCAGUACUACUGCAGUGAUGAAAAUUGCUACAAGCCACAGCUCAUCGCUAUCCUGGAAAGCAAGUGCAAGACGAAAUGGUUCACGAAGACAGGAAUCCAGCUCCAAGACUGCAAAGGUCUUCCGCGCGAGCUAGAAGAGAUGAAGAAACAGCAAGACCUCGCUGAUCAAGCCGAGCAUCGUGCGAUACAACGACGCCAGCGUGACGCACAGAACGAAUUGCAAAUCAGCCAAAAUCACCACAGGAACAACAUGCUACAAAGCCGAGAACAAGCUGACCUGAAUCUCUUCAAUGCACAACGACUCAACGACCAACAAAUCGCACAUGAUAGCAGGGCAUCAGAACAGCGACGCUUACAUUCAAAUCUAGACCGCGAGGCCGAACGUUACCAUAUCCAGGAAAGCCAUAGACUUAUAUACAAUGCCGCGCAGCAAACACGACAGCUCGAGUACACCUCGCAGCAGCAAUUGAAACAAUUAGAGAUCAGUUCCCAAAACGAGCAAAACCAGCGGCGAUAUACGGCGCUACAACGAGAAGCUGCACAUGAGAGGAACCUGAUCGAAGACAGAGAGGCGGCAGAGAAGCGCAGCCAGACCAGAGCGAUAGAAAGAAUGGCACGUCAGGAUGAAAGCGUGAGGCUGAUAAUGCAGGAACAGCGAGGUCUGAUUGCUGCGGCGAAGGAAGCAAAGGUGGACGCGCAGGCUACCAAGUUACCGGCUUUGACGUGGAACGAAGACGUCGAUUAA
Molecule: messenger RNA, 4926 nt
Organism: Alternaria rosae
Lineage: Eukaryota; Fungi; Ascomycota; Dothideomycetes; Pleosporales; Pleosporaceae
Exons: 2
Coding region: 1-4926 (1641 amino acids)
Molecular function (GO): protein binding
Source: RefSeq, a predicted model, not a curated record